AUGCUCCUCUGUCUCCUUCUGCCUCUCAUCUUGAUUCUCUCCCUUCUUCUUCUUCUUUUUCUUCUUCUUCCUCCUCCUUCUCCUCCUUUUCCUACUCCCCUUUACUGUCUCCUAGCCUGCCCCUCUAGCUCCGCCUACGCCCACUUCCACUACCCUCACCCAACCCCAUCUUCUCCCUACUACUACUACCACUACUCUCUCCACACUCCACACUCCCCAUCCACUACCGAAUCCAACACCACCAUCUUCUCCCCUUCCUCCCCACCACCCAAUUCGCUCCAUCUCAUCAAGACCACACUCCCACCACAAUCAUCAGUCCUCCCCCUUCUCCCAAUCCACCCCACUUCACAUCACCUUGCCUCGCGUCGUCUCGCC
Hydatigera taeniaeformis is the source of this 375-nucleotide messenger RNA. The record is from the annotation of a GenBank genome assembly. Lineage: Eukaryota; Metazoa; Platyhelminthes; Cestoda; Cyclophyllidea; Taeniidae.